This is a messenger RNA of Ricinus communis (castor bean), 1390 nucleotides long. Its product is annotated as phosphatidylcholine:diacylglycerol cholinephosphotransferase 1. The coding region runs from base 241 to 1098 and encodes 285 amino acids. Gene Ontology annotation, molecular function: diacylglycerol cholinephosphotransferase activity. Lineage: Eukaryota; Viridiplantae; Streptophyta; Magnoliopsida; Malpighiales; Euphorbiaceae. The transcript is spliced from 3 exons. The record is from RefSeq and is a predicted model, not a curated record.
CAUUACAAAAAAAGAAAAAGAAAACCUGUCGAAUAAUUAUGAUCUCUUGUUUUUAAUUCCUAAAUCCCAAAUAUACAAAAGAAUACAAAAAAUCUCCUUAUACAUGAGCAUUCUUCUCACCCACCCAUUUAUAAUAUUUCUCUUUGUUAACUCCGCCACUGUCGCCUGAUUCUCUCUAUAUAUAAUGAUGCAUUUUUAUAUAGAAAAGCAUACCCCUUUUACCUUUUCUAUCACCCAGCCAUGAAAUCCACCGUCCCUCCCACCACCACAACCACAACCACAACUACUCUUUACAAGCGCAAGAAAGACAUCAACUUGACCUCCGUCAACGACAGUGUUGACAUGGUUAGCAACAAGAACUUUGCUAACGGUAAUGUUAAUGGUGGUGGGGGCUACACUGCUUUUAAUAGGUUUGACCCAUCGUUCAUGAAAUGGACGACUCAUGAUGUGGUCAAUGUAGUCAAGUUUCAUUGGUUACCGUGUGUUUUUGGACUUGGGUUGCUAUUCUUUAUGGCCGUUGAAUACACUCUUCGCAUGGUUCCGGCUUCUUCUCCGCCUUUUGAUUUGGGGUUUCUGGUUACGCGCCACCUUCAUCUCUUGCUUUCUUCUUGGCCGGCGCUCAACACUUUGUUGGCUUUUCUUAAUACGGUGUUUGUUUUGAUGCAAACCGCAUAUAUAUUGUGGACGUGGCUAAUAGAGGGCAGACCAAGAGCUACAAUUUCGGCUUUAUUCAUGUUCACUUGCCGUGGGAUUCUUGGCUACUCCACUCAGCUUCCACUUCCUGAGGGAUUUCUGGGAUCAGGAGUUGAUUUUCCAGUAGGAAAUGUGUCAUUCUUCCUGUUUUUCUCCGGCCAUGUCGCGGGGUCUGUGAUAGCAUCGCUCGAUAUGAGAAGAAUGCAGAGAUGGGAAUUGGCAUGGACAUAUGAUGUGCUUAAUGUUCUACAAGCUGUGAGGCUACUAGGCACUAGAGGCCACUAUACAAUCGACUUAGCAACUGGUGUAGGUGCUGGCAUUCUGUUUGAUUCACUUGCGGGGAAAUAUGAAGAGAGCAAGAGAAAACAGGCUGUUGUUGCUAAAGAGUCUUCUUUGUUUAGUUAAUGUAAAAUGCAGGGAAUGCCCAAAAUUUAUGGAAAAGAAAGAACAUAUGAGCAACUAUAGCCUGUAACCGUAACAUUUUUUUGAAAGACCUGUAACCAUAACUUUUGAAAUGUCAAAAGAAAUGGAAAACUGGUUAUUGUGCAUGUAAGGGGGGAAAAAGAAAGAAAGGGCGUAAAUGGGCAGGUUAAUGUAGCUUGCUUCUUUCUUAAGCUCAUUGCUUCCUUUUGAGGCAUUGGCUUUAUUGGUUUAUUUUAAAUAGAUGGAAAUGGGUGCUACCGAUUCUGUUUGUUCA